Phytophthora nicotianae INRA-310 is the source of this 237-nucleotide messenger RNA. RefSeq lists its product as hypothetical. NCBI's taxonomy places the organism in Eukaryota, Oomycota, Peronosporomycetes, Peronosporales, Peronosporaceae. The record is from RefSeq and is a predicted model, not a curated record. The transcript is spliced from 2 exons. The coding region runs from base 1 to 237 and encodes 78 amino acids.
AUGGUUUCCAUCGCACUUCUCGGUGUACACAAGAAGCUUCCACUUGCUCUUGCUUCUUCGCACUUUGGUGUUGGGAUCACUAGUGUCAGUAUUGUGGCGGUUUCGUGCGACGUUGUAGCAGCGAAGACCUUGGCAAUUCAAGGCAAGGAUCCCCGGUCAAGCAGCAUUCGAUUGGUGACGGCGAAACUCCCAACCAUCGGGCGUUCCGGUGUGUCGACGGUGCUCGAAGUGGAUUAG